This is a messenger RNA of Nematolebias whitei (Rio pearlfish), 599 nucleotides long. Its product is annotated as corticoliberin. The record is from RefSeq and is a predicted model, not a curated record. Bases 1 to 507 code for a protein of 168 amino acids. The transcript has a single exon. NCBI's taxonomy places the organism in Eukaryota, Metazoa, Chordata, Actinopteri, Cyprinodontiformes, Rivulidae. Gene Ontology annotation, cellular component: extracellular region. Gene Ontology annotation, molecular function: hormone activity.
AUGAAGCUCAAUUUAUCAGGAACCACCGUGAUUCUGCUUGUUGCCUUCUUCCCGCGCUACGAAUGUCGGGCUAUUGAGAGCCCAGGCGGCACCCUGCGCGUUCCAGCUCUCCAAACCCAAAACUCCCAGCAGCAUCGUCAGCAACAGUCUGGUCCCAUUCUGGAGCGCCUGGGAGAGGAGUAUUUCAUCCGACUGGGAAACGGGGACUCGAACUCUUUCCCAUCCUUGUACUCCGGCGCGUCACCGUCGCUCUUCGACAGAGCCUUGCAGCUCCAGCUGACGCGGCGCCUCUUGCAGGGGAAAGUUGGGAACAUCCGGGCGCUCAUAAGCGGCUUAGCGGAUCGCGACGACGAGUCCAUGGAGAGGGGAAGGCGGUCCGAGGACCCACCGAUCUCCCUGGACCUGACCUUCCACCUGCUGCGGGAGAUGAUGGAGAUGUCCAAGGCGGAGCAGCUGGCCCAGCAGGCGCAGAACAACAGAAGAAUGAUGGAGCUGUUUGGGAAAUGAAAACCUCUUUCCAGCCCCGCCAAAGAUCUCAUUUCCCUUUAUUCUUUCUCUUUUAUUUUUGUUCUGCAUUUAUAGCACACACACACACAAAA